CCCAGUUCAGGGAUUUCAAACAUCAAAAAAAGCGACACAUCAUCGCAAAACUUAGUUUUUUGUAUAUUUUAAUUAAAUCUCGUGAAAUAAAAGGAAUAAGAGAGAGAUGGCUUUAAUGACAAUGAUAGCAAGGACCAUUGAUGGAUUACCGUUAGUCGGAACUAUGCAGGAGAAUGAGGAAUCGGGUAAGAAUGUCUUAGAAUAUCAGAAUCAGGCAAAGAUGCUGUUUAGAAAACUAGGUCCAAAUUCACCUCAACGAUGUUCAAUAGAGACUGGCAAUUAUCUAUUUCACUAUUUGAUUGAAAAUGAAGUCUGCUAUCUUGUUUUAUGUGACAAAAUGUUUUCCAAACGAAUCGCAUUUAAUUAUCUCGAAGAUCUUGCCCAAGAGUUUUAUAAUAGUUAUGGAAGGAAGAUUAAUACAGUCACAAGACCUUACCAAUUUAUUGAAUUCGAUAUUUAUAUACAAAAAGCUAAGAAAUCAUUAACGGAUAGACGAAGAAAUAUAAACACAAUCAAUUCACAGCUACAAGAUGUUCAGAGAAUUAUGGUACAGAAUAUUGAUGAUGUUUUGCAGCGCGGUGCCGUUCUAUCAGAAUUAGACACAAAAGCUCAAGGACUAUCAAUGUUAUCACAGAAAUACAAGAAAAGUGCUACACAAUUGAAUAGACGCUCUAUGUAUGUUAAAGGUGCAAUCGCUGGAAUCAUUUUAUUAAUUGUUGGCAUGUAUUUCUGGUUGUUCUGAGAUCAAACAUAUGGUAAACUGUAUUUAUUAUUCCUUUUAUUUUUGAAUCAUGAUUUAUUUUUUAUUAUACAACUUGGGGUUUGUCAGAACUAUUUAAAUUUUG
Messenger RNA from Chironomus riparius, 845 nucleotides. The record is from the annotation of a GenBank genome assembly. NCBI's taxonomy places the organism in Eukaryota, Metazoa, Arthropoda, Insecta, Diptera, Chironomidae.